Molecule: messenger RNA, 7200 nt
Organism: Triticum aestivum (bread wheat)
Lineage: Eukaryota; Viridiplantae; Streptophyta; Magnoliopsida; Poales; Poaceae
Exons: 8
Coding region: 1871-6478 (1535 amino acids)
Source: RefSeq, a predicted model, not a curated record
GGCGGUCGAUCUCGGGGGCGCGUGGCCUCCCGCGCUCGAUAGGCUGCUGGUUUUUGGGGCGCGUGGUGGGUAAUUUGCGCGUGACGGCCCGGGGUUUGGGUCGAUUCGAGCUUGAGCUUGAGCUCAGCUCACCUCAGCUCGUGCUCGUAGUCGACCGUUGGUUGGAGCUUAGCUUGAGCUGCCCUCUGCUCAGUGCCCCGGGAUUCGGGCGUCUGCUAGUGGGCAGGGAGACGUGGGGGGAUUUGGGGAUCCUCCAGCAGAUGCGCGACGCUUGGUUUCUGCUGUUCCCUUCAUUUUUUUUGUCGUGGACCUACUUUUCUCUGGCUCCCUCUGAGCUCCGAGCUUAGAUUGGCUGCGGCAGCGUCCGGGUGGAUCCCCUCUUGUCUCUUUUGCAUUUUUGAAGAUUUGUUCAGCUGUACCCCUCUUCGGAAGGUGUGUAUGUGGGAGAAAGAUGUGAUUUUUAGGCUUUAGCGAGGAGAUGGGAGUGAUUCUUGUGCUAGCAUCGAAACAUUGUAGCUUCAUUUUGUCUUAGUUUGCUUGAUUUGCUCCCCGUAUGAGGGGCAUGAGGCGUCUGGCGUGAGAUUUGGCUGCCCGUUGAUUGUAACAAGAUGAUGUUGUCUUUGUCCUAGUGUUUGUCAUUAGAGAUUGUAGUGCUGUGUUAGUGUUUCGGUUUUGGAUAAUGCUAGUGUUCCGUGCGAGGUGAAGAUGUGGUUUUGCCUGUGCUAGUUAAGAGUAUUUCUUGCCAGACACUCAUGAUUUAACCCUGCUUUUAGUGGCCGGACAUCUAGAUAGCCAACUCAAGUAGGAUAAUUGCUACUUCUUCCUGAGUAGUUUUGAACCUUUAUCUCUUGCAUUGUGCUAAUUGGCUUCACUUGCCACCCACAAGCUAACAAAAGUGCAACAAGUUCACAGUUCAAACUUAAAUUGCACCUCCGUCUAUUUCAAAACUGUUCUUUUCUGGCAUGGGCGCACACUUGAGGUUGUGGAUGCCCAUAUUUAAGCCACCCGCACUAAUUAAUCAACCAUGCUUCUUAGGGCUCCCAAUUCGUUAGCUCUUAACGCGUUAUCAUAGGUAGUGGACUUUUUUAGAGAUAAUCACCACAAUGCAUUGCAUAUUACAUUUAAUUGGUUUAGGACCAGCAUCUCAACCUUGUUUCCUAAUUGUGGAGAGAAGGGAAUGAUUUUGUCCGAUAUCAUGCUCCACUGGCCUAUUGGCCUCCGGAGUAAAAACUAGGGAGAUAAGCCACACUGGAUCAGAGCAUUGAGUACACCGCAUAGGGAAACGAGCUAAGAGGCGUAUCUCCACUAACAUACAACUUCCCCCUCUCUCUUCUUUAAAUAAAGUGCCACCUCAGCAUUUUGUCUGAUAUUGUGCUAAGAGACAAGCAUUCGGAGUACCCUUAAUUCUAAUGCAUGUACACCAGUUGUUUUCAGUUGCAGCUUUAGAGACCUGAAAGGAUAAUCUUGAUUAGUUUUCUUAUCGCUGUUAAAACAUGUUUAUGGCUUUAAUUUGAAUAAGUUCCAAACCCCACAAUAGAUAUGGUUGGCCAAGGUAGUUGGCAUAUGCACCAUUACUUUGCAUGCUUUUGAUGCUGAAGAAUUUUCCUCAGUAGGCUUAAAAUGUUGUCCUUGCGAAUCAUGAAUGCGUGUCCUUGUGGAAUAUACUGAACUAGUACCGAUUCAUUUACUGUAGAAUCAUUGAACAAUGUUCUUAUGUAAACGUUCUUCAAAAUGGGCAGGCUACAGAUAAAUAGAAGGGACAUCUACAGAUUCGUUUAGCCUGAGUAAAUUCUUGUCAGUCCAGGGUGAGCCUUCUUUGGAUGCUACAGUUCACGCUUUCACGGGCAUUAGACCCGUAGGGACUUCGGAAAUGUCACAGUUUCACCACACACAGCAUGGGGGUGAUGGUGAUUUUCAGAUGUGGCAACAACAGAUGAUGUACAAGCAAUUGCAGGAGUUCCAGAGACAGCAAAAUGCCCAGCAGAUUGAUCAUGGAGCCAGAAUGCAACCCUCUUUUGGACAGUUUCAAGCUCCAGCAAGAGCAGCGCCUGCUGAUCAAUUGCCGGUGAUAACAAAUGAAAUGCCAAACAAUGAGGCCACGGCUUAUGCGUGGCCACAGAAUUUUGCUAGUGGUGACCCAAGGUUGCCAAGCAACUCACAAAUGGUGAAUACAGGUAGUAACACAAACUGGGAGCAGUAUGGUGGUGCUCCUGCCAUGGGCAAUUUCAUGAAUGGUUCGGUAUUUCCAAAUACUCAAAGUCAACCGAUGCGACCAAUGGGGUUAGCUACACAGCAAAUGAACCAGUCCUUCUAUCAAAUACCUGCUACCAGCAGAGGCGGGUCUGUUAACCAGUACCCCCAGUUCUUAGGGAUCCCUGCUGAUCUCCAGAAUGCAAUGACAAGGGCAAGUACUCAUCAGCCUGAAAAGGUAUCAAGGCCAUUUAGCUCGUUAAUGGAUGAACCUAGUCCGCAGGAGAAAGGUGCCUCCAGUUCUAUGCAGAAUUUUCGAGGAAAGGGAGGCUUCUUAAGCAAUAGUCCGUUACAAAGUCAAGGUGAUAACAACAAGGCAGGCAGCCCUGUUCCAGUGAAUCAUCUGCGACAUGGUUUUCAACUCCAAGAUUUUCAUGGUAGGUCAAACCAACCCCAAGCGGGCUUGCAAGAGAAAUCAACAAUGCAGGUAGCACCAGCAAGUGGUGGCGCUAGCCUUGACCCUACCGAGGAGAAGUUCUUGUUUGGGGAUGAUGAGGAUAGCAACUGGGGAGCUUUGUUGAAGGGAGACAAUGAUCAGGGUAAUUCUUUGGAUAAUGAUAACUUUGGUGGUGCUUUGCCAUCUCUACAGAGUGGGAGCUGGAGUGCCCUUAUGCAGGAAACGUUACAGUCUUCAACCAGUAAAGAUAAUCCCAAGGAAGAAUGGAGUGGCCUCAGCUUGCAGAAAACACAGACAGUUGCUAAUAACUCAACUUUACCAGCUCGUGACCAGAGUAAGCUUGCUGCAUUAAGCGCUGGACUACAGAAUGCACGACCCUCGUCAGCAUCUAGCUAUGGUGAUGGAACAAUGAAUAAUCCAGAUUUUACCAGUUUUCAGCAUGCUACAAGAAGUCCGUACGAGCAAAGAGACAAAACACCACAUGAAUCUCCUCGUGCUACUGUUACCAAUCAUCAGUCAACUGCAGAAGCCAAUAAUGGGUAUAUUCAGCAGAGCUUGAAGCAAAAGCAGUCUGAUGAAUAUGGGAGACAAGAACAGGUGCAUUUGUCAAAUGGCAAUUGGGCUCAGCAGAAAUCUGAAACGCCAAGAAAUAGCUCACACUCAACUGGUGCACCUUCAAGUACACAUGGAUUUUGGAUGUCACAACAAAACACUGUUGAUCACAAUAUCAACCAAGAGUCGAGCAAUAGCCAGAAUGACUGGAAAAGCAACAGCCCCCUUGGACAAGACAUCAGCAGUACCCAAAAUGUCUUUAAUAGUGAUGGAAACUUUUGGAAGUCAAGUGGAGGUAAUGCAAAUUCAGUCCGCAGGCUUCAGCAGAUGAAGCCUGAUAUAAGCACUUCGCAAAUGCAGAAGGACAGUUCUGAUGGUAAAGGUGUUAGUAUGAUGGGCUCUAGCAUGCCAACAAUAAACCCGAAUCAGCAUCAGAUGGUUAUGGGUCGAACCGGUGAGCAUGGUGGGAUAAACCAUAACAUUGGAAGUAGGGGUACAGAAACCUCAGAAUCUUUAAGAAGAAGUGCUGAGCCAAGACCAAAUGACUGCAACCAGGAGUACCAAAAUGCAAUACAUAUGGAAAGGCCAGGAAACAUUUUAAAUCAUGGGCAGCAUGUGAACAGUGACCAUGCUGCCAGGAGGCAUCCUUUCUUUGCUGCAAAAGAAUCCCAAAAUUUGGGAUCAGGUCAGCAAGCAGGGGGAUCUUACAUGUUGCAGAAUCAUGCUAUGGACAACACAGGGGUAAACAUUAGGCAUUCUCCGGGUAAUCCAGUUACGAACAAUCAGUUUCCGCCUCAGUCACUUCAGGGACAAAAUAACCUGAAGCCACGAUUUGUCACCAACUCCCAAGUUGCUGCCAAUAUGGCUUCAGUUAAUGAGAAAAUGCUGGUGGGGGAUGAACACUUUAAAUCUCGACAUGGUGUCACUAACAGUUCCAGUGCAUCACCCUUUGGAGUAUCUGAUGCCGGUCUGUCUCAGAAUAGAGCAGUUCAGAACAGUCAACAUAUGCUGCAACUUCUUCAUAAGGUGGACAACACAUCAGAUAGCAAUGCACUUACUGACAUGGCCAACAGUCCUCUCGAUAAUGUUGCUAAUACUCAGCAGCAACUUAAUCAAUCUUCUUUGCAAGGGUUUGGAUUAAGACUAGCACCACCGUCCCAGCGACAUCCAACUUCAGAUCAUUUAUGGUCAAGUCACACUAAUGCUGAUGGCAAGCAACCUGAACACUCAGCAAGGGGAGAACAUCAGGCCCAGCUACCUUCCACUGCCACCAAUUAUUCGUCACCUGCUCAUCCAAGCUCGCAGCCAACACCAUUUCAUUCUUCGGAAAUGGGUGGUACUGGACAGCCAGCUGCACAUUUCCCCCAGUUAAAUUCCGGGCAGCAAUAUCCUGUGCCAGACGCAAGAUCAGGUUCUGUACCCACGCCUCAGCAAGACAGCACAGCAACAGUAUUCAAGAACGUAUGGACAAACAUAUCGGCGCAACGUCUAGCUGGUACCCAAUCUAACAAGAUUACACCCAAUAUUCUCCAGUCUAUGAUGUUUUCCAACAACCCCAACUUAUGGGGUUCGCAAAAGGCAGACGACCAAGGACAGAAGGGUUCAACACCACCUGAUGUAGCUACCAGUUCUGCCAAUUCACAUAAUCAAGAGACAAAACAAGCUCUGGACAGUGAUGCAGGGUUAGCCUCUUCUGAGAUGGCAAAUUUUGAUUCGACUGGAUCUGCUGUACCCAGAGGGAAUCAAACCCUGCAGAAGCAUUCUUCAGAUGGGAACUUUGCCAUUCCUGCUUCAUCCUUGGCACAAUUGCGUCAGCAAGGUAUCAUGAACCCUAGGCAGGGAGAGAACCCUGCAGCUAACUUUCAGGUUAUGAAUACUUCUCACAACACUGGUACCAAUACGAGUGGCAUUGGGUUACAUGGAAACCCAACACCUUCAAACCUCCAACAGACAAAUUUUGCUCUUCUGCAUCAAAUGCAAGCAAUGGGUCAUGUGGAUGUUGAUCCAGGCAAUAAAACUGGAAAGAUGCUUAAACCAAAUGAGAUUAGUUCUGAUGCGUCACAAGUUGACUGGAAGUCUGCUCAGAGGUUUGCACAUGGAGCCAAUAACUCACUCAGGUCGUCCAUAGAUAACAUUGGCAGUACUAGUGUCCAAGGGUCAUUCCCUUCAGACAUGAAAAUGCUAAGCUUUGCUCCAAGGAACAAUGAGGAGAGAAGUACAAGCAUACCUUCUCAGAUCCCUUCUAGGGAAGUUCUCUCUCAUGGUAUGGUCAUGCGUAAUGAUCAUCAAAGUCAAGUUCAGUCUCUUGGGACAAAUGCAUCAUCCAAUUUGAUUGAAAGAAGUGAGAGACCUGGGAUAAACCCUCAAAUGGCACCCUCUUGGUUUGAACAUUAUGGGAACCAAAGAAAUGGUCAGAAUCAUUCUGUGUUUAAUGCUCAGAAGACCCCAACUCCACCAUAUAAUGUUCCCAAAGCUUCUUGGUGCAUGGAAAAUAACUCUCUCGAGGAUAGAGCUGAUGCCGGCCAAGCUGCCAGGCCUUUGGUGCCUAAUAUGAAGACGGCUUUGGUGACAAGGCCAAAGAAGCGCAAAUUUACAGAACGUGCUCUUGUUUCUUGGCAUAAAAUCAGUGAAGGCACUCAAAAGUUGAGAAAGACAAGCACGAAUGAGAUGGAUUGGGCUUGGGCAGCUAAUAGAUUAAUUAAGAAGUCUGAGGAUGAUCCAGAAAGUCUGGAAGAUGCCCCAGUAAAUUAUUUACCGCGCAAAAGGCUAAUUAUGACCACAAAGUUGAUUCAGGAAGUUUUCCCUGCUAUACCAGCAAGAGUUCUCAGAGCACAAGCUGUAUCAGCUUAUGAAAGUGCUACAUACAAUAUCGCAAUGUUCACUCUAGGAGAUACAUGCAUCAUCUCAUCAGAUAACUCUCGCGCUCUUGCAGAUAAUGAAAAUAACCCAUCUGAACAAAGAACAAGUGCCAAGCAAAUGGAAGACAAGUUAUCAAAGGUUGUGGAAGUCUUUGUUGGAAGAAUCAAGAAAAUGGAAAACGACUAUCUGAGCUUGAGCAAGAGGGCUUCGAUGCUAGAUGUGCAUCUGGAGUGCCAGGAUUUGGAAAGGAUUUCAAUCGUAAAUCGUCUGGGAAGAUUCCAUGGCCGGAACCAUGCAGCUGGUGUCGAGGCCUCGUCUGGCUCACAAAUGGUUUCUCGCAGAAUUUUCCCGGAUAGACAUGUCAUGUCUUUCUCCGUGCCAGGAAAUCUUCCCGAAGAGGUGCACUGUUUGGCACUCUAGUGCAUUGGAUUGUCCCUUAACCUCUCCUCAGAUCACCUCUGUGGCUACAAGUGUGAUUUUCCAAUGCUCCUUUUUCUCCUGCAAAGCAUGGCGUUUAUACAGAACGGUCAGAUCCAGGGGUGGUUUGGAAAUCCCAACCGUCGCACAUGCCACAGAGACGCCAAGGGAUGUGUCCAGCCGAUCAAACUUAGUGCGGGCUGUUGUUAUUUCUCCCUUGUAUGAAGUAUAGGUCCCUGUAUAUUGCGGAAAGUAUGAAGGAAAAAGAAGCCGUGGGCCUCGCAUCAUUUUGCUGAUGAAGGAAGGGUGUUAGCUUCACAAUUCGUUAGGGAAGUCGAUGCUUACUAGCUUUAGUACAUCUAGUGGAAAUUUCCGCUACUUGUCAUCUUUUUAUCCAUGAUGAUGAAGAAAGAGUGUUGGCAGUUUAGAGGGGUGAAUAAUAACGAGAGCCUUGUCCUCUGGGUUCUUUUGUUCCUUUAGGAAUGGGAUGCAAAUUGGCUAGCGGUGUCCAAGUCGAACUGACCUCUCCCCCUUUGUUGUUACUUGUUAGUCAGCAGUUGAUUACUUGUGUUAUGUAGUGCUGAGAGCAAUUCAUGGAAUGAACAAAAACGCCGGGUGAAGCGCUUGUAAAAUGUUGUAAUCUUAUAUAAAUCCCUGCGAUGUUGAAAGCCCUAAUGGGUUCUUGUAAAUUUUAAAGUGCGAUUAUCACCGAAGCGGUUUUAUCA